Molecule: messenger RNA, 3603 nt
Organism: Adineta steineri
Lineage: Eukaryota; Metazoa; Rotifera; Eurotatoria; Adinetida; Adinetidae
Source: the annotation of a GenBank genome assembly
AUGUUUUUUCGACCGAAAAUUAUUCGACCAACGGCACCCUACUCACCUGAACCUUUAGCUGCUAAGACCCACUUUCGAACACAUAAAGAAGCAAGGAUCUUAACUCGUGGCGAUCGUGAUAUUAUUAUUAAAAGAACAACUGAAGAAUCAAGACGAAUUGUUCCAUAUAAUAUUAAUUUACUUGAAACAUUCAAAUGUAAUCAUGAUAUACAAAUUAUAACGGAUCCUUGGGCAGCAGCUGAAUAUCUUUUUUCUUAUGUUAGUAAAGAAGCUCAUAUGGAGAAAGAUCUUGUACAACAAUUAGCUGGUUGUUCUGCUUCAACACUUGAAGAAGCGAGAAGAGUUUUGUUGAAAGCAGGUAAUGCUGUGUUAUCACAUAGACAAAUUGGAAAAGUCGAAGCAGCUUGGUUAAUUUUGGGCAUUCCACUGUAUCGAUGUUCAAUGGCUACUGUUCAUUUAUAUAUAUCUUUACCAUGUCAUGAAGAUCGUUUACUGAAGAAUAUUAAUAUAGAUAUGAACUCUGUUGGUGAGCAUGAUUUUAUUCAAACUAUAAUUCAUCGAUAUUCAAAUCGACCUGCUACUCCUGAAAUUAUUAACGAUCUAAGCUUAUUUGAAUUUGCAAUUUGGUUUUCAACUGAUUAUACUUCGUCGAAUUAUGAAGAAAGUGAAAACAAUACAUUAACACCUAAUCCAUUAUGGAAGACAAAUUAUAAUGAACCACCAUUAUUAAAAACAUCAACACAUUUUCCACGUAUUAUACUAACAUCGGGUCAAACUAUGCGUCAGCAUCGAAAUGCGAAGUGUGUCACAUUUACCUGUCUACAUGAUGAUACUGCACAAUCGAUUUAUAGUUUAUUGUGUUUAAAUAUUCCUUUUCGUGAUCCCGUACUUGAGUUUUUAGGUGGUAAAGAAGAACCAGAAAUAUAUGAUCUUCAUCAAGUACUGGUACAACAUCAUCAUCAAAUUUCUACUCGUAUUUUAACAUUACCUGAAUCAUAUCGAAUUCAACUAAGUAAUCUUCUUGAUCAUUUACUACAUAUUGAUAAAGAAAAUUAUAUCAUUAAUUAUCGUGAAUCUUUUAUAUUUACCAAUGCAAUUGAAAAUGAUGAUGAUGAUAAUGAUGUAUUAUUUAAAACACGAAGUGAUAAAAAUGAUAAGGAUUCGUUGAUAAAUAAUGAAGAUCAAUUGUUUAAAAAUAUUGAUAUUAAUACAAGAGCAGAAUCUGAAACGACAACACAUUUACGAAAUACAGCAAAUCCUCAACAAAAAUAUCUUCUUGAUUUUUUACAAGAAUAUUUUAAUCAUCUAAUACAGCAUUCUAGACGUCCAUCAUAUGUAGUAAAACCGAAACCGUUUCAUAUUGUUGUGAAUGGUCUUGCUGGAUCUGGUAAAUCUAAUGUAAUAUCAAUAAUUGAAAAAAUGAUUCAAGAGUAUUGUAUAUCCGAAUCAGCUACAGUUUCACGCCCUCGAAAAAAUCUUGGAUUGCUUAAAAUGGCACAUACUGGUAAAGCAGCAUUGAAUAUUCAUGGAUCCACUAUACAUUCAGCUCUUGAAAUAUGUCCAGAUGGUAAUUCAUCACCAAAUAAAAUAAAUUCUUUUAAACUUUAUACAUUAAGAAAUCGAUUAAAUGGAUUAUUAUUAAUUAUAAUAGAUGAAAUUUCACUCGUUUCCCAUGGAUUAUUUCAAAAGAUUAACAAACGUUUAAAUGAAAUAUUUCGUACAUUCGACAAAUCUGAUACUUAUUUUGGUGGUAUACCUGUUAUUGCAUUUGGUGAUAUGGCUCAGAUUGAGCCUGUCGCUGCCAAACAAGUAUUUUAUCGUCCAUCGGGUGAAUUAUUUUCUUUGUGGCAUGAUUUAUUUCGACCUAUAAAUUUUGAUAUUAAUAUGCGACAAGGAUGUUUGGAUGACGAAAGUGAGAUGUUACUUAAAUCUAGAAGUAUUCGUGAACAAGAUAAUCCUGAAGGUUUUAAAGAUCGAUUAAAAGAAUUGAAUUCACCAGAAUUUGAAGAUGCCAUGUAUGCAUACGGAACUCGAAAAUUAACGAAUGCCAGAAAUAUAACAAAAUUGAAGAAAUAUGCACUUGAUACAAAAAAUCCUAUUUUUAUGAUUAAUGCAGUGGAUAAAGUAGCUAUGGUUGAUACUUCCUUUUUCAAGUCCAGUAAUACAAGUCGUAAAAAUUGUAAAAUAAAUUUAAAACCAUCAACUGAUGAAAAUAAAUGUGGCUCAUUAUAUCAACGAUUUCCUAUAUGCGUUGGAGCACGGGUUCUUAUCAGGAGAAAUAUUGAUCAGGAAAACUAUAUUGUUAAUGGUACUGAUGCUAUAGUUAAAGAAAUAGUUUGGGAAGAUCCAAGAGAUUUUCUUACAAGACCAGUAGCAUCGAAUAAUAUUUUUUCAGAGCUAACGAAUGUAGUUAAUACGAAAUUACCAAAAUAUGUGGAGUUAGAAUUAUCUAAUGGUCAAAGAUAUAAAUUGGAACCACAGGAAACACGAUUUAAUGAUAUGAAUAAUGUUGCUAUGACUCGUUUACAAUUACCACUUGCUCUCGGUUAUGCUAUAACAAUACAUCGUACUCAAUGUAUGACGUAUUCAAAAUUAGUGAUCGAUCUUGCCGGCAAAUAUUGGAAACCUGGAAUGUUCUACACUGUUGUUAGUAGAACUCGUCAUAUUACAGAUAUAAUCAUACUAGCGUAUGAUCGAAAAUCUUUCAAAGUUUCAAUAGAAGGCCUGAACGAAAUUGAACGUUUACAAAGAAUAGAAAGAGAACAUCCUAUCAAAAUUGAUGAUUAUUUAAAUAAUUUUGAUGUUCCUUUACCCAACACCUCAUCCAUCGAUGUUAUAAUAAAAGAAGAAACAAAUAAGAAAUGCAAAGAUCAUUUGAGAUGUACUAAUAAUAAACGACGUAAAACGUCAACAAAUAUCAAUAAUAAUAUUCACAAUGACAUUUAUAAUGAGGAUAUUCAUCCAGAAGAUGCUAUAGUUUGUGAAGAACAACAACUACUCUUCUGUGGACGACAUGCUCUUAGAGCAUUCGUACAAAAUUUAGACCAAUUCGAUGAUAGUUCCUUAGUUAGUAUAGGACAAGAACUUGCAACUCAAGAAUUAUUAAUUCAUGAACAAGAACGUAUUAAUCAAGAUAUUUAUUACAGCAUUGAGGAUGGAUUUUAUCACAUUGAAGUUAUCCAAAAUGCUCUUCGAGAGGAGUUUAAUAUUGAGCUUAUUCAAUUAGAAGCACUUAAUCGAACCGCUCAUUUUAUAUACGAAGUGAUCAUGAAUAAUAUUCAUGAUGUACAAGCGUUUUUUAUUCAUAAAGGUAACCAUUACUUUUGCGUUCGACGUUUCGAUAACACUGUUGAUUAUUUUUUUAUCAUUGAUUCACUUUCACCGAAUAUGCAUAAAACAAUUCCACACAAUCGUAUUCUGGAUUAUAUAGAAUAUCUAUCCAAAAAUGAUGGUUUAAUUUAUAUACCUGUUUCUGCUCAUCUUCUACAGAUGCAUUCUAUUCCAUCGGAUUUAUUACAUUCUGUACUCCACCCACUACCAACAUGCGAUGCAGAUCAAGUUGUUUUUACUGUGAAUGAAAGAACAAAUUUCACUUUUAGUUAA